Osmerus eperlanus (European smelt) is the source of this 3007-nucleotide messenger RNA. RefSeq names its product proline dehydrogenase (oxidase) 1a (gene prodha). Gene Ontology annotation, molecular function: FAD binding; proline dehydrogenase activity. NCBI's taxonomy places the organism in Eukaryota, Metazoa, Chordata, Actinopteri, Osmeriformes, Osmeridae. Gene Ontology annotation, cellular component: mitochondrion. The transcript has 15 exons. The coding region runs from base 76 to 1968 and encodes 630 amino acids. The record is from RefSeq and is a predicted model, not a curated record.
UCCAUCAGUCGCUUUUUCCGCGUGUACUCUCAAGACCAGGAACUUUAUCUUCACUUGACUUCCAUAUAUAAACUGAUGUCUUAUACUAAAUUAGUACCAGCUCUAAUCAGGGCAAAUUCGGAAAAUAUCAAGAGAAUACGUUUUUCUUCGUGUCCUGGGAGGUUUCGGUCAACUGUUGCUUCAACGCAGAGGACAGAGGUUCAGGGUGGGGAGAAAGACCCACGAAUCGAUGGUGACUGUACGGUGACGAAACCGGUUCAGGUUGACCUCAUAAGCCAGACAAAAAACGCCGCAGACACUCACACACUUAAAAUUACAAUUGACUUUGAGAACACCCUGGAAGCGUACAAAAGUAAAACCAACAUCGAGCUUCUGAGAAGUCUUCUGGUGUUUAAGCUAUGUACAUUCGACUUCCUCGUUGACAAGAACAAGGAGUUGAUGAACCUCACCAAGAAGGUCUUUGGCCAGCGACUGUUUGAGAAGCUGAUGAGGAUGACCUUCUACGGCCAGUUUGUGGCAGGGGAGGACCAUAACACAAUCAAGCCGCUGAUCAGGAAGAACCAGGCCUUUGGUGUCGGGGCAGUGCUAGACUACAGUGUGGAGGAAGACCUAACCCAAGAAGAGGCAGAGAAGAAGGAGAUGGAUGCAUGUGUAUCUGAAGCAGAGAAGGAAAGCCCAGGCAUCGGCCAUCGUGAGAAGAAGUACAAGGCCCACCGACAGUUUGGUGACCGGCGAGGUGGAGUGAUCAGUGCCAGGACGUACUUCUACGCUGACGAAGCCAAGUGUGACAGCCAGAUGGAGACCUUCCUCAACUGCAUCAAGGCCUCCGGAGGAAGUUCUGUAGAUGGAUUCUCUGCCAUUAAGAUGACUGCCCUUGGUCGUCCUCAGUUCCUGCUCCAGUUCUCAGAGGUGUUGGUAAAAUGGAGGCAGUUCUUCAACUUGCUCGCAGCACAUCAAGGCAAAUCCGACAUGGCAGCUUUGGAGCAGAAACUGGAUCUGGAGCAACUUAAGGAUAGUUUGACUAAGUUGGGGGUUGGGGACAAAGAUGACAUUGAGAACUGGUUUACCGGAGAGAAACUAGGCUCGUCAGGGACCAUAGACCUUCUGGACUGGAACAGCUUGAUCAAUGACAGAACCAAUAUCUCCAACCUGCUCAUGAUUCCAAACUUUGAGACGGGCAAGCUGGAGCCUCUGUUGAACAAGUUCACCACCGAGGAGGAGAAGCAGAUGAAGAGGUUGCUGCAGAGAGUGGACGUUCUGGCCAAGUAUGCGGUGGAGAACGGCGUGAGGCUGAUGGUGGAUGCAGAGCAGACGUACUUCCAGCCCGCCAUCACCAGGCUGACUCUGGAGAUGCAGAGGAUCUUUAACAGGGAUAAACCCAUCAUAUUCAACACCUUCCAGUGCUACCUCAAGGAGGCCUAUGAUAACGUGUCAGUGGACGUGGAGCUCUCUCGGAGGGAGGGCUGGUUCUUCGGCGCCAAGCUGGUCCGAGGGGCGUACAUGUACCAGGAGAGGUCCCGGGCCCAGGAGAUCGGCUACGAGGACCCCAUCAACCCCGAUUAUGAAGCCACCAACAGGAUGUACCACAAGUGUUUGGAGUACGUGCUGGAGGAGAUCGACCACAACCGCAGGGCCAACGUCAUGGUGGCGUCUCACAAUGAGGAGACAGUGAAGUUCACCCUGGACAAGAUGAACGAGAUAGGUCUGUCUCCCACGGAGAACAAGGUCUACUUUGGACAGCUGCUCGGCAUGUGUGACCAAAUCAGCUUCCCACUAGGUCAGGCAGGCUUCCCGGUGUAUAAGUACGUUCCAUACGGACCGGUGAACGAGGUGAUCCCCUACCUGUCGCGGCGUGCCCAGGAGAACCGUGGUUUCAUGAAGGGCUCGCAGAGGGAGCGGAGCCUGCUGUGGAGGGAGCUCAAACGCAGGCUGGCCGGCGGGCAGGUCUUCUACCGACCCGUCUACUGAGCGGACAGGCUGACCAAUCUCUCCCCCCUCAGCCAGGAUGACCUCCCUACCUCCCCCACACUGACGAUCUCUCCCCCCUCCACCCAGGCUACCUCCAUGGAGACCCCCCCCACCUUCACCCCACGCUCACUGUCUCCUUCCUUUAACCAGGCUGACUCCAUCCACACUCUGCCCUAUCCCGACCAUACUGUCAGUCUCUCUCUCUGUCUCUCUCUCUGUCUCUCUCUCUCUAUCCCCCCCUCCCCCCCACCCAGACUAAUUCAGCCAAUCCUUCCAAACAUUCCAGUCCUUCACCUUUACUGUACCUACGUACCUGAAGCAGAAAGGUCUAACUAUUUAUUGCAUUGCUGAGUUCAACUUUGUUUUCUGUCAAACUUUAGCCGUGACCUAUCGGUGCAUUGAAAAUGCCUCAGCGGUUUGGCCUCAUCUUUGUGCUCUCAGAAUGAUCUCUGUAGUUUUGUUUUGGUAGACACUCCUAACAGACUCGCUGCCAAUUUAUUUAAUAAUAAUAAUAAAACUUUAUUUAUAUAGCACAUUUCAUACAAGAAUUGCAGCUCAAAGUGCUUUACAUAAAAUCAAUAGAAACAAUAAUACAAGUAAUAAAAGUAAUAAAACCCUAUGAACACAAGCCGCAGUCUUUGCGAUAUGUCCAGCUACAGCCUUUGUGGUUUCCCAAUAUCAAUAAAAAUGUCAAAAUAACAUGUUGGGUUUUGUCAGGGUCCUAUAGUUCUGUAUGUCCAUACUGUGUUGCCUGGCUGUUGCUUAUAAAUGCACUGUAGUCCUGUGCAGUAGGGUUUACUGUAAAGUCUGACUGAGAACGAGUCGAAACGUCGACUUAGGAAGUCUGCUUUGGGACCUACAUUUGUUAACCGUGUUAAAGUUUUGUUUAACCUAUGAUUAACCUUGGUCUUUUAAAAAUGUAGAUAAUAUAUUGAAUGUACAGUUUUAAUUGUUGGGUGAGAGUUUUUUUAGUGAAUGAUAUAUGCAUGUGUGUACGCAAGUUUUGUGUUUAGAUGAUUAUGAAAUAAAAUACAUUUAA